AGUAUUUUUGAGUCUAGAGAGAUUAUUUUUCUCCAAAUAACUAAUAAUUAUAAUGAAUGUUUUAGAUUUCAAAAAAUGUUCAAGAUAAGUAUAUUCUAGAUCUAGUCAGUAGACUCCUCUAUAGCCAAAUUUAAAUGUAUUACUUUUAAAUUUUAUACUUUGAAAAAUUAUAAAUGUCAAACUAGAGUUUUCCCAGUGUGGCCAACAAGCUAGUAAUUCUUCCUCCAAUGAUACGUACAUCAACUAUCAAGUUUCUAGGAACAUCAUUAGAACUGUCUUUGAGAUCCUUGUCCAGGUUUUUGAGACCACCCAGUUUCCAUGAAGAUGCAAGUUGAAUAGAGUAUUGAACAUGUUACACUGUCAGCUGCUCAAACAUAUGAUUUUUCUGAUUCAGCCAGCGGCAAGGCAUACUUGUGUGAUUAUUUAUUGCAAUGUUCAGCACUAAAGAAUAUCUUGAAAAGAAAACUGGGCCAUAUGGUGUUGGACGUUUGAGUUACUUACAGUCUCUCGUGACUGAGUUCCAAGAUACAUCAAGUGAUGAAUCCAAGGAACAAGUGCUAGCUAAUUUGGCCAACUUUGCUUAUGAUCCUAUAAAUUAUGAAUUUUUCAAAAAAUUGAACAUAGUAGAUUUGUUUUUAGACUGUCUUGAAGAAAACAAUGAAAAACUUAUUGAGUUCAGUAUUGGAGGUUUAUGUAACUGUUGUUUAGAUAAAGAAUUAAAGCAGCACAUUCUUGAUUCAGAUGGAGUCCGUUCAGUCAUUAAGUGUUUGUCAAGGCCAUUAGAAAAUACUGUGAUGUCAGCAAUCACAACCCUUAUGUUUCUUAUCACACCACAGUCUAAACAAGAUAUUACAUCACUGCCAGUAGUAGAAUGCAUGCUGAGAUUUUCACUCUGCAGUAACAAACAGUUGGCAAAUUUAGCUCAAGUUUUUCUUCAGGAUUACUGUAGCAAUGAACAAAUAGAAGAAGCUAAACAAAUUCAAAGAAAGUUAGCCAACACAUUCCAUACAGAGGAAGCCUGAUGCAUCUUGCUCACAAGAGUCUUAGUGUUUUUGUUAUUACAGACAGAUCAUUUUCAGUGUAUAAAAUACAGAUUUUUACUCUUUAUGAUAAA
This is a messenger RNA of Biomphalaria glabrata, 1114 nucleotides long. Its product is annotated as armadillo repeat-containing protein 7-like. The record is from RefSeq and is a predicted model, not a curated record. The transcript is spliced from 9 exons. The coding region runs from base 432 to 1022 and encodes 196 amino acids. NCBI's taxonomy places the organism in Eukaryota, Metazoa, Mollusca, Gastropoda, Planorbidae.